Messenger RNA from Chelmon rostratus (copperband butterflyfish), 755 nucleotides. Its product is annotated as growth/differentiation factor 6-B-like. Lineage: Eukaryota; Metazoa; Chordata; Actinopteri; Chaetodontiformes; Chaetodontidae. Gene Ontology annotation, molecular function: growth factor activity; cytokine activity. The transcript has 5 exons. The coding region runs from base 102 to 755 and encodes 217 amino acids. The record is from RefSeq and is a predicted model, not a curated record. Gene Ontology annotation, biological process: SMAD protein signal transduction; BMP signaling pathway. Gene Ontology annotation, cellular component: extracellular region.
UGUAUCGCCUCAUCCAACCAGACGCACAGCACUUCAGCCUUCACCUGCCUGGACUGACUCGAACCCAGUCGUUUAUAGAUUGACCAUCCGACUCAUGCACCAUGUCCUUUACGUUCACUGUCAUGACAAUGCUUCUGGGCUCUUCCACGGUGAUCGCUUUUGUCUUGCAGCCAUCGAAGGAGGAACUUGCAGCUUCUGCAGACUCUGCUGUUCCCCCUCACAGGUGCCAGGGUGAGUCACUGCAGUCCAUCAGGAAGGGGCUCCUCAGGGCUCUGAACUUGCAGGCUGAGCCACAGUUACCUGCUGGUGGGCUAGAUGGUGUCAGAGAGCAAUGGAGGAGGACCUUCACUGACACUGCUCACAGAGCCAUGGAUGCUGCGAUUCCGGCAGUCCCUGGCUACUCUGUGUCAGCUGAUGGCAGAAACAGUACAGGCGUGAAGUGCUGUUCCGUGGCCUCUGAGAUCUUCAUGAAAGAUCUGGGAUGGGACAGCUGGGUGAUCCAUCCAGCCAGCCUAACUAUCAUUGAGUGUGCACUCUGCAGCCCAGAAAUGAACACUGUGCAAUGUCCAUCAUCCCUCACCAAUGUCCAAGAAUCCGACUCACAGGUCCAGGUGCCAUGCUGUCAGCCCACCUCCCAGGCUGUGGUGCCCAUCAUCUACAUGGAUGAAUUCAGCACUGUCAUCAUAUCCUCCGUGCAGCUGCCCAGCAGCUGCGGCUGCGGACGCGUCGACGUCCAGCAGCCCGGCGAAGAGUAA